Messenger RNA from Micropterus salmoides (largemouth bass), 2121 nucleotides. RefSeq names its product solute carrier family 25 member 55a (gene slc25a55a). Gene Ontology annotation, molecular function: L-aspartate transmembrane transporter activity; L-glutamate transmembrane transporter activity. Lineage: Eukaryota; Metazoa; Chordata; Actinopteri; Centrarchiformes; Centrarchidae. The record is from RefSeq and is a predicted model, not a curated record. Gene Ontology annotation, biological process: malate-aspartate shuttle; L-glutamate transmembrane transport; aspartate transmembrane transport. The coding region runs from base 229 to 1227 and encodes 332 amino acids. The transcript is spliced from 10 exons.
CCCACCCCGGCGCUUAAAACUCAAUGGAAAUUUCCAGCCAUUCUACUCACAGCUAUAUUAGCAGAAGCGCCCGGCAAGGUAGACGGAAGUAGACAUUAACGGCUCGAAACAAUCCUAAAGAAUAACUACCAGACAAUCUCCUGGACUCUACUCAUUGAUUUGACUGAAGAACACUUGGAUCUACAUCACUACAUUUUACACUUCUCUCUUCACCUUUUUAAAGUCAACAUGUCUCAGCAGCAGAUCAGCCUCCCAGCCAAACUCAUCAAUGGCGGUAUUGCUGGCAUUGUCGGGGUUACUUGUGUCUUCCCCAUUGACUUGGCAAAGACCAGGUUGCAGAAUCAGAGACAAGGUCAGCAGGUCUACAAGGGCAUGAUGGACUGCCUUGUCAAAACGGUUCGAUCAGAGGGGUACUUUGGCAUGUACAGAGGUGCUGCUGUAAAUCUGACCCUGGUCACUCCUGAGAAGGCUAUCAAGCUGGCUGCUAAUGACUUCUUCAGACAUCAUCUGACCAAGGAUGGAAAGGGGCUGACUGUGUUGAAAGAGAUGUUGGCAGGUUGUGGUGCAGGAAUGAGUCAGGUCAUUGUCACUACCCCCAUGGAAAUGCUCAAGAUACAGCUACAGGAUGCGGGCAGACUUGCGGCCCAGCAGCAAAAGCCAGUCAUGGUGUCGGCCACCAAGAUUGUGGCCACCAACACCGUGCUCAGCCGCUCCUACAACUCUGGCAUGGUGGUCUCAGCACCACGAGCUGUAUCUGCCACACAGAUCGCAAAGGAACUCCUGUAUACGCAGGGCAUCAAGGGGCUCUACAAAGGUCUGGGGGCAACACUAAUGAGGGAUGUUCCCUUUUCUGUUGUCUACUUCCCGUUAUUUGCCAACCUGAACAGCCUGGGCAAACCCAGGCCUGAGGAGUCAUCACCCUUCUAUUGGGCUUUCUUCUCAGGCUGUGUGGCCGGAUCUACUGCCGCUGUGGCUGUUAACCCCUGUGAUGUGGUGAAGACUAGACUGCAGUCGCUGAACAAAGGGUCCAAUGAGGAGACUUACAAUGGCGUUAUGGACUGUGUGAGUAAAAUUAUGCGGAAGGAGGGACCGUCUGCCUUCCUUAAAGGUGCCGGCUGUCGAGCUCUGGUCAUUGCUCCUCUGUUUGGCAUUGCACAGGUUAUGUACUUUGUUGGCAUUGGCGAAUACAUUAUGGACAACUCGCCUCUAAGUCUCCUCUCUCCAUGAGAGUGGAUCAACUUGCUGGCUGGCUAUGCACAGGACCUUCCUUCCUGGGGGAACAACUGGCAGCUACAUCAGACCAGUUUACAACAACUAAAAAAAUUAAAUUCCACAAGACUUGUUUGAGUCAGAAAGGCUUCAGGGUCUGAAGACCUAAGAUUUCAUCUUGUGUAUGGUCUGACAGCUGUGUUGCACUAAACACUUUUGUGACUUAUUCAUUAGGAUAUGGCCAAUGUUUGCACUUGAAGCUGUUGGCCUUACUGGGCUGGGGGUCUCACAGUUGCAGUGUGAUUCUUUGUCCCUAAGACAGUCCUGCGUUUCCCUCUGUGAGGGAGGGGAGCUCACUCCAUCAAUAGACCUAUUUUUGUGUAAUCUCACUUUUCACAUUAUUUUUUAUCUGUAUGCUCAUUUUAUUUUGGAUUGCUGAAAUGCAGCAGCUUGCAGUACUUUUUCUGUUUUAACAUUUGAUAACAAGGCUUUGAGGGGAAUACAUGAGGUCCAAUUUACACAUUAUUGCAAAAUUAUAUUAUUAUUUUCCCUUAACAUUUUAAGCAGAAACUCUGUUGUUUAGGUGGACUGAUUGUAUUGACAUGGGACCAUAUAAGUUUGCCAAACCAUAACAAUGUCCUGUUACACACCUGAUGUGAAAUACUUGAGAAGCAUUCAUGCACAUUAUAUGUAUGUUUAUCCACAUAACCUCAGUUUAGACAUUUCAAUAUGCAUACCUACACUUUACACGAGUAUUUUUGGUGUAUGCCUUAUGAGAGCAGAUUGACAUUUCUCUCUAAAGAAACAAGCAUUAUUUUGACUAAGCAUGUAAAAGAUGACUGUUACCAUGUUUUGUUUGUGAUGGCUUUUUGUACAUACUGUGUACUGUACAAUAAACUUGCAAUGCACUCA